This is a messenger RNA of Epithele typhae, 717 nucleotides long. RefSeq lists its product as uncharacterized. The transcript has 3 exons. NCBI's taxonomy places the organism in Eukaryota, Fungi, Basidiomycota, Agaricomycetes, Polyporales, Epitheliaceae. The record is from RefSeq and is a predicted model, not a curated record. The coding region runs from base 1 to 717 and encodes 238 amino acids.
AUGGAUCGUGGAUGGGACUCUCCCAUUUACGGUUUCUUCAAGCCCAUUCCAAAGGUCGCCUCGGACGUCAACGGACGUCGCAUGCACAUAUUCGAGUGCACGGCGAAGAGCUGCCACAAGAAGAGCGUCAAUCGCUACAUCGACAAGGGUGACGCAACAUCUACCGGAAACAUGACAAGGCAUGCAAAAGGCUGCUUCGGUGACGAAGCAGUGAAGCGCGCUACCAAGGCUGAUAUGACGCCUGCGGAGGUGCGUCAGCGCUUUGGUAAGAAUGCGUCGGAGAGCGGGGACAUUACCUCGUUCUUUGAGCGCAAUGGCAAGGGACCAGUUACGUACUCCCAUCGCCAGCACACACGCACUGAGACGCGGUAUUCGCUACUGAAGACGGGCAGGCCUGGAUACUGGAUCCCAUCUGCUACAACGGUCGCGCGCGACGUCAAGACGCUCUUCGCGCGCUCGCGCACUCGUAUCAGCUGUUUUCUUCGAGAGUACGAUGGGCGACUCAGCUUGUCCACAGACUGCUGGUCGUCUCCAAAUGGGCAUGCGUUUGUGGCUGUCAUUGUGCACUUCGAGCACAAUGAAGAGCCGCUUAGCAUGGUGCUCGACGUUGUCGAGCUUGCGGAAGUGCGUACCUUUGUGUGUUGCCCACCUCUCUGGUCUCCGCUAACCACAAAACCUGCUAGUCGCACACAGGGAAGGCCUUGGGCGAAACUCUAA